AUGGACUGGGUAUUAGAGGGCCCAUAUUGGUUCUCGAGCGUGAAAGAAAUUAAUGAUGAGAACAGACAAGUGGUCAGGAAGAGAAGACAUUCAGGGCAGCCAGUUUCCAUCCUCGAAUUUACCGAAUCUGAAAUUGGCCAUUUUUUGAAUCAAGCGCAUGAUACGAUCAUCGGAGAAGGUCAAUCUGCAAGGGUGUGGGUAGGACUUAUUCCAGAUGGUUUCAGACAUGGAUUGUCGGCCCAACAUGCCGCAGUUAAGGAGUACAACUACACAAGCCAUGAUACAUUUGAUCUAUGGGAGAUUGAGAGAGUUCAUCUCAUGAAAUUAGCUCAUCCAAACAUCAUCAAAUUGAUCGGUUACUGUCAUCACAAGCCUCACAAUGGACAAGAGAAAAAAGUUUUGGUUCUUGAACACAUGCCUGGAGGAAACUUGAAUGAGCGGCUCUUUCAUAUAGACAAAUGGAACAAUGAGUCUGUUGAGUGGGACAAAAGAGUCAGAAUACUUCAUGAUGCAGCAAAAGCUAUUAAAUAUCUUCACGGGAUGAAUUUAAUCUACCGUGAUCUAAAAGCUGAAAACAUAUUGCUUGAUUCUGAUAUGAAUGCGAAAUUGGUUGAUUUUGGAGCCAUGAUCGACGGACCUAGGCCCCCAAAUGCUUAUAUCGAGACCCCACAACCAAUUGGAACAAUGGGUUACACGGAUCCUUCCUAUAUAGAGACAGGUCGUGCCGACAUGGGAAUAGAUAUCUACUCAUUUGGCGUUUUGAUUCUAGUGGUGAUAUUGGGAAGAAGAGCGGUCACCACAAAGAAGAAAACAGAACUAUCAGUAAAAAUCAAUGAGAAAUAUAAAGAUAGACCUCUUGAUCUUCUUCGCUCAAAAAAAUUGCGCCGUGAUUCUUAUCGCCGAAAAGAGUUGCAGAGUCUACUUGAUUUGGCAAGAAGAUGUCUGGAGGAAGCAUCAAAGAGGCCGACUUGUGAUGGGAUACUCAGGGAGUUCGAGAACAUUCAGGCGGCAAAGACUUGGCCGCCUUCGGGCUUCGACAUGACGCUGGAUAGCCUAUCUAAAGGUUUUCCAGAUUGA
Elaeis guineensis (African oil palm) is the source of this 1077-nucleotide messenger RNA. Its product is annotated as probable serine/threonine-protein kinase PBL17. Gene Ontology annotation, biological process: protein phosphorylation. Gene Ontology annotation, molecular function: protein kinase activity; ATP binding. The record is from RefSeq and is a predicted model, not a curated record. Lineage: Eukaryota; Viridiplantae; Streptophyta; Magnoliopsida; Arecales; Arecaceae.